Caenorhabditis angaria is the source of this 12107-nucleotide messenger RNA. The record is from the annotation of a GenBank genome assembly. NCBI's taxonomy places the organism in Eukaryota, Metazoa, Nematoda, Chromadorea, Rhabditida, Rhabditidae.
AUGAUUCUUAUAUUAUUGAUUUGGUAUAAAUCUCCAAAAAAAUUGGGAUCUUACAAAUAUCUCAUGUUAUUCUCCUCUUUUUGUUCAAUCUUCUUAUCGAUUAUGGAAAUUGUAGCGAGAGUUGUGAGUUUUUUGAAGAAAAAAAAUAAUAAAUGAAUUUUCAAUUUUUCAUUCAGAAUGCUUUAUCAUUUGGGACAAGUUUUGUGGCUUUCAUUGAUCGUAGAGAUUCAAUUUUCUCGUUUGAGAUCGAUAAGAUCAUUUUGUGUAAAUCAAUUGUUUUUUUUUAAUUUUCAAAAUGUGUAUCUUGACAUUUUCAGGUGUUGGUUGUUCUUGUUGUGGAAUGAUAAUGUAUACUUCAGUUAUUCAUUUCAUUUUUCGAUUAUGGGCUAUUGAAAGGUAAACAAUAAUAAUUAGAAAAAAUAUGUUACGAUCACAAAAUUUAGAAAAGGACGGCUGAAGCAUUUCGAAAAAUACCGUAUAAUUUUUUGGUUAUCAAUUCCAAUUUUUAUGGGAAUUCUUUGGACUUUUACCGUAUAUUUUGGAUUACACAUUGAUCAAGUAGCUUUGGAAUAUAUAAGGUAAUUUAGAAGUUUUUAAUUUCUGAAUUGAGCCAGAUCCGAGUAUUCGGAUUAUCAGAAUGACUGAAUAGAAUCAAGACAACCUCAUUUACAUUUUAAAGGCCAAGUUUAAAAAGUUCUUAUGGAAUUGAUCCGAAAGAUGUUGCGAUAAUUGGAGAAUAUUAUUAUUCUCCAAAUAAAUUGAAUUUUUAUCGAAACUUGGGAGGUCUUCUUGUAAUUAGUGUGACAAUGAUAAUAUCGAGUGGUAUCAUAAUUUAUUGUGGUGUGCGAAUAUUUCGAAAAAUUCGCAAAAUCUACGAGAAAGGCGGUGCUCCGGGCACAAAACGGUUGCAAACUCAACUUUACAAGGCGCUUGUUGUUCAGGUUUGAAAAGAUUUUCCUAGGACAAACUAUUUUUGAACUAAAAUGAUCUUUUCAGACAAUUCUACCAUUAUUUCUAACUAUUAUACCAGUCGGAAUCCUCAAUUAUUUCCCAUUAAUCAACAUUGAUCUUGGAAUUUAUAGUCAAAUUCCUAAUGCAAUAAUUGCAAUUUAUCCAAUUUUCGAGCCUCUUCCUGCAUUAAUCAUCAUUGAUGAUUAUCGUAUUGGUUUUUGGAAUAUGGUUAAACCUAGAUUCACUAGAGAAAAUCAAGUUCAACCUCAAUCUCCAAGGAAUUCUAAUUCAUAUGAGCUAGAAAACCGGGAUACUCAAAACAUUUAAAAACGGAAGUUUGUGAAAAUAAUGUUCUUGUUUGUUUGUUUAUCCUUAUUGUUUUCAAAAUGAUUUUAAUCGUAUGAUUUUCAAAUCAAAACGUGUACCAAAUCACUAUACACUUUUUAAAAUAAAAUCUAAUUUUUAAAAUUAUCCCCCAGAAAAAAACUCACAGCUGGAGCACAUUUCAUAAUAUCCGGACACAAAUCAAUCGAUAAUUCCGACCAAAAUUCGAUAAUCCAACCCACAUCUAUCAAAUAUUCGCCUUUCCAGCGAUUUUGGAGAAGUUCCGAAUUUCCACAGAAUCGUCCACUCGAUUCCAAGGUUUCCACAUCGAUCGAAUCGCUCCAAUCAAAUAUUGACUCGAAUGUUCCUGAAAAAAGCGAAAUGAUUUAAAUUUCAAUCUCGUUCCCGAAAAAAAUUCCAAACAAAACGUACCUUUUUAUUAUUUCAGUCUGAAAAAACUGCAUUUCGCGUUUUCUCUUAAAUUCGAAAUGAAUGCCAUCGAAAUAUGGCAGAAAUGCAGAUUUCCACGCAAAAACGUGGCAACAUCCAAAAAAUCGCAAAAAACAGAAAAUUCAUAUUUUUUUGUUUGGAGAAACAAAAAAUAAAAAUUCCCGGGAUGUUUGUUUGCAUCGCUUCGAGACACAGCGAUGAUUAGAAAUGUUCCUUUAACAUUUACACCGUAUACGGUCUUCUCUCGUCUGUCUUCUGAAAAAUUGAACUAAAUUUGCGUCUCAAAUCAUCGAUUUCAGUGAAAAACCAAAGGAAACAUAUUUUUCAAUCAAAAAUUGAAAUAAACUAAUAAAUUAUAGAGCAUCAUUGUAUGAAACACAAAAAAAAUAGUUUUCCAUUUGAAACAAACAUGAAUUUUCUCAAAUAACCAGGAAAAACUCGAAAAAACAGAUAAAACCGUUUUUUCGAAAAAAAAAACAUUGAAAUAAAAGUAAAAAUGGAAGGUCGCUCCAUUGCAUUUCGCACGCUGUCUCGCACUCUCUCAUUUUUUGCAAAAAAAGGGUGUGUGUACCCUAGAGGUUUUUAUGUUUUUUUCUUUUUUUUUCAGAAUUUUCGUUAUGGGGUGCAGGGGUGGGGAAAAUGUCAUGGCCUCAUGUUGUCCUGUCCUUGAAUAUGGCCUAAACUUGUCCUGGCUCGAACAUGGCUUGAACAUGUCCUAAAGCCAUAUGCCCAACCUGUCCUCGCGUGAACAAAAAUUAACAGAGAAAUUUUUUUUUCUGCAUAAAAAAAAUAAAAAUGCGAUCUUCUCUGUUUUUCGGCGUAUUUUUUCUCAACUAAAAAAAGAACCUGUCCAGGACAGGACAGGUAGCCAGGUUUACAUGUGGACCUGUCAUGGCUUAUGUUCUUACCACCACAGCCAACAUGAGGACAACGUGAGGCCAGUUUCCCCACCCCUGAUGGGGUGAUUCAGGUCGAAAAAAAACUAAAAAAAAACGUUUUUUUACAAAAAACUUCGAUUCAGCAAAUGUCAAAAAACUAUUUUUUUUUCCUAUUUUUCGACAUUGUUUGACAUUUUUUUUCAUUGAAACAUUUUCGCUGCGAGAUAUCUCUCAUUUUUGUGUGGAAAAAGAUAGGGUUUUUUGACAUUUGCUGAAUCGAAUUUUUUUGUAAAAAAACGUUUUUUUUAGUUUUUUUUUUCGACCUGAAUCAUCCCAGUACAAUUCUUUAUCUAGUCUAUUCUAAUUCAUUAUUCAGUCUAUUCUAAUAAUAACAACAUGUACUUCGAGAAAGUAGGGGAAAAACUUGGGAAGCCACUUCUGAACGUUUGAAAAAUUGAAAGCCUAUUUUCUCAGGCAGUUUUUCGAUAAUUUAAUUUUAAAAGAAUAUCCAACAUUUUCCAAAAAGCAUAAUUUUGAAAAUCAGAUACUAACUUGUAAUAUUUUUUUAAAAAUUAAGCGUUUCCCAAAAAAUCAAAAUUAUUUUAAUCCUUUACACCCAUAUUUUGACACCAAUCAAUCAUUUUCUAAUUCCUUGGGAUGUGCAAACAUUUCAAAUAAAAUAUUUCCAUUUAUUUAUAUCUAACAAUAAUAAUAAUUUAAUAAUUUUGUGUUUCCCUCUGAUUUUAUUCAAUUAUCCAACACAUUCGUUCAUCCUCUCCUUUUCUUCUAUUUUCAUCCAAACUCCUCCCAUUUUUCCGCCAAACUCCGCCCUUUUCUUUGCUUCACCGCAAUCUGUUUUGGUUUUAGUUUAACAAGGUGAUUAGCUUUAGAUGUUCAAGCUUUUUUUUCAAAACUUCACAACAUUUCAGGUUUUGGCUCGAACAAAUCAAUCAAAUGAUAAGGAAACUUCGAUGAGGAUUUCACUUUUUUUCAUUUUUCUUCCAAGUCUUUUCCUAAUUCAUUGUUGUGGUGAGUCAUUUUCCCGGGCGCGCAGCAGGAUAUUAACCAACCAAGCCACCCAAAAAAUGCAAAUUUUUACGAUUGUCGCUUUUUGAAGAAAAGAAACAUCAUAGUUUUAGAAGAAUAAGGAGACCAUAUGGGGUAUAAUGAUUAAAUACUUGGCCCAUAUUUUUUGUGGAAAAAAGAAGAGUAAACAAAAAUUACUCAAGGUUAAAGAUUUUUGAGAAAAAAUUGAGAUACAAUUGAAGUUCAACAAAAAAAUGUUGCAGAUUGCGCAUAUUUGUUGGUCGAGCCAUCGUUUUUAUUAGUCGAAGAGGAUUGGAAAGUGUCAACAAGUUUACCGGUUACAAUUUGUCCGAGAAAUGUGAAGGUUAGAAAAAUUCAACAUUUUGAACAGGGAAAACUUUGGAAAUCCUAUGAAACUUUCCCGAGUAUCAGUUUUUUGAAAAAAAAGUAUUCCGGAACUUUACAAUUGUUAGUCAAAGGGAACUUUUUCUCAAGCUAAUUUUUAAUUUUCUUGAGUAGUUAUUUUUCUUUCUAAUUUUAGUUCACCAGUGUUUAUGUGUUCUGGAAAAUUAGAAAAACUUGGAAUUUGUAAAAACUUCAAUGUUUUUCAAAUAUUUGUGAAUCUUCCGAAAGAUUUUCCAAAAUUUAGAAAAAAAAUAGAAUCUCAAAACCUCAUGAAAAUAGUUUGACAAAAUGACUUUUAAAAAUUUCAAAUCAAUUUUUCCUCCUGAAAUAUUUCUCCAAAAUUAUUUCAGAUAAUUUCCGGUGAUCCAACUCAUUAUUUCGACGUAAUUCGAAUCAACGAAACGUGCGCAACCCUUCGAUUAAAUACCGCUUUGGACGCAGAUGUGAGUUUUCGAUUGUUUUUGUUUUGAGGCUUCUUCUUUUGCUUCUUCUUUAUUUGGUAGUUGUUAGGGGGAAGCGAAACGGGAGACGAAGGAUUAGGUGCUUCGCAUCGAUGAAUUUUCUCCACCCGUUUUUGUUUGAAAAACGGAUUUAUUGAUGACUAGCAAACUCGAACCAAACUUUUUUCUGCUGUUUUUGUUUUGGAGAAAAUUUUGGAGAAACUUGGAGGGGUCAAAUUGAAUAUGUAAUUUGUGAAACAAGAAAAUUAAAGCUCAAAAAACAUUUAUUAGAUAAAAUAACCAACUAUCAAAACUCUGAAGAAAACUAUUCCAAACUGUUUAAAAAUUAUAUGAAAAAAUUUUUAAUCAAUUUUUGAAUUUCUUGUUAAAUAGCCAAAAACAAUGUUAUGUUUGAAAAAAAUUUUUGGACCAAUUUUCAAUUUAUUUUUUGAAUUUCGGAACUGUACAACCAUAUUUUCUUUCAAUUUUUUUCCGAUUCUCUAAAUAUUUCUUUUUAAAAAAAUGACAUCAUCCAAAUUCCAACCUUGUUAACAAAAUGAUAUAUUUUUAUGUAUAUGUUUUUCCAAAUAUUGACACGAAUGACCAGCCAGUCAAGCCAGCCUGAUAGCUGAUCUCAAAAACACACAACCCUUUGUACAUUUGCCCUUUUCGCAAAAACGAAGGGGUCAAAAACAAUUCACACACGCUUUUCUCAUUGUCAGAAAGAAAAGUAAGAAGAUUACUGUAAUCGCAAGAUGUCACGUUUUUUAUUUCUUUCGGUUACUUUUUUUUCAAUUCAAAAUGGUUUUCUUUUCAAGAAAUGAAAAAGGCCUUGAAAUCAAAUAGGCGUUCAUAAACUUAUUAUUCAUUUUACAUAUACAUAAGGAUCAGAUUUUCUGGGUAGACGAAGAAAAAGUAGGGUGGUUUGUUGUAAUUAACACAUUUUCCUUCUAAAAAGAAGAAGGAGAUACUUACUCAACUUGUAAGAGGAACUGCUAAUUUGAAAAAAAAAAGUGAAGAGGAACGGGUUUACUAACAAUAAAUUACGUAUUCAUUGAAAUCGACUAAUUCAUAUUUAAUUUUUGUUUUGUUUUUAGUGGAAAAUAUAUUGUUUGAUGUUUGAUUUGAGCAAUGAAUAAUUAAUGAAAAGUUAGGGGAAGUUAGCUGAAGUUUUAGUUGGAAAGAAAGUGGGGAAUUUAAAGUUUCAGAAAAAAUUUUGGUCAAACAGCUUUUCAUGAAAAUGUAACCUAUGUAUCCGAUUUUCAAAAUUUUACCCAAAUCCGUUUUUUUUCCAGUUUUCACAUGCGUAUUCAAACAUUCAUAAAAUUCCAACUUCUUUUUUUUCUUUUCCAUCAUAUCAAAAACAUAAUAACAAUAUAAUAAUACAAAUCUUAUUGAAUGCCAGUCGGCCUUCAGCCGUUAGCAUUUCAUUUUAUUUCGAAAAUUGACCAGUUUUCGCACUUUAUUCAUUUUUUUCUUAUUUCGCAUCUUCCGAAAACGAGGACAAAAACAAAAAGUUGACUAAUUCGAUUAUCGAUUCUUCUCACACAAACAUGGAUAAAUGAAUGUAUGAAUUAGCUUGAUAUUAGAUGUAUGUUUUUUUCAAAGCUGGCAGAUAGGCAGGAAGGUUGAAAAGUAUCGGAAAAACAAUUAAUUAUUAAGGAAGCUUCAUUUCCUGAAGAAAAAUAGGAUAAUUAUCUAUAUGACAGAAGGAGGAAAGAAAAAUGUCAUUAAGUGCAGUUUAUCAAUUAUUUAUGAUUUUGUUGGUUGAUAUUUACAACAAAUUUAAGACGUUUAUUUUAUUAUUUUUUAGAGGAAAGGGAGGAGAAUUUCGUAGAGAGAAUAAAAAUAAGUUCUGAAAAUUCACAAUUUUUUUCUCUCGAAAUAUUUUUUGUGUUGAGUUUCAUCGAUUGUAAGAACCUCAAAUUUGGGACCCUCAAUUUUAUUUUUUUUCAAAAUUACAAAAUCUUCCUAUUCCUUUAUGAUGUUCAAAAUAAAAAGUGAAACCUUAGUUCUAUUUUCGGUCAAUUGCAUAAUCAAGUGUCCUUUACCAGUAGUUCAUAACAAUAAAAAUAUAAAGGAAGCCGAAAUAACACUUGAGAAGUAAAUAACCAUUAUCUUAUUCAUUCAAAUAUAAAAACAAAAAUAACAAUUUUUUCCAGAAACAAGAUGGUUUUGGUGGACAGGGCCAAUCAUUUUCGCUUGUCAUCGCUGGACCCAAAAAAUCGCGAGCAACUCUAGAAAUUCAAAUCGUUGAUGUCAAUGAUAAUCCACCGGUUUUCUACAACACAAUUUCGAGUUUGGAAGUUUCGGAGAGCACUGAAGUUGAAACUGAGUUAUUCAAAGUUUAUACAAGUGAUCCGGAUACUGGAAUAAAUGGAAUAUCGAGAUUUUCAAUUGAUAAUGAAUAUUUCAAAGUUGAUAAAAAACGAAAAUGUGGAAAUGGAAAAUGUUCGAGUUCGAUAACACUUGCGAAACCAUUGAGUUUUGAAAAUAAGCCGAUUCAUGUUUUCAAUGUGACUGCGAGAGAUGGAGAUCCACAUACAAAUCGAACUCAUAUUGUGACUCAUACAGUUACUGUAAACGUCAAAAAUGAACAGAAGUGAGUACUACUUUAGAUUGAAUUUAAACAAAAAAUGGUAAUUCUUACAGUAACCCGCCAGUCUUCGAAAAUGAUUUUUCAAAAACAAUCAACUUCAAAGCAUCAGAUGAAAUUGUUGUCAAAAUUCGAGCAAUUGAUAAAGAUUUUUCAAAAGUUAUCAAAUAUUCGAUUGAAGAAAAUGCAUAUUUCGAAAUUGAUGAAAAAUCGGGAGAAAUUCGAAUUCGUCAGAUUCCACCGGAAAAUCAAUUGAUUAGCUUAGAAGUUACUGCAACUGAAGAUGAUUCGGCUAAAUUGAAAACAUCUGCAAAAAUUAAUCUGAUGUUGACAACUACAGUAACCCAACAAUUAUGCGAAUAUCCAAUUUAUGAGGCAAAAUUAAUUGAAGGAAUGGGUGAAUUUGAAAAUCCAGUGAAGAUUAAGAUUUUGGGAGCUUCAAAUCAAAAUAUUCGAUUGAUUGGUGGCACUGAAUCAUUUGCUAUCGAAAAUGUGAAUGAAAAUGAGAUUGAAUUAAAAAUAUCAGAUAAAGUUAAAGUUGCAUCACAAAAUUUGGAUAAUGCUCAACUUUUGAUAAAAUCAACAUCUUCUGGUGGACAAUGUCGAAUAACACUUCGAUCAAUUCAAAAAGAACAACUGGUUCCAAAAAUGACACCGCAAAAAAUCAAACAUUCGAAUAUCAAAUUCGAAAAUGAUGGAUAUAUUUUGGAAGUUGUGGAGAAUAAAGAGCCCGGAGAAAUUGUUGGAAUUGUGAGGAUUUUGGGCAGCAAAAUAGAUGUUGAUUAUAGUUUAUCUGGAGAAAAUGCACAGAAAUUUGAAAUCGAUGGAAGUUCUGGGGAGAUUAAGACUAAAGAAAAAUUGGAUCGCGAAGAAAUUGCGAGAUAUCAUUUGACUGUUAAAGCUGAAACAAAAGAUGGUGAGUAUUUUGCUUUUUUGCUUCAUCCUCACACAGUGCGGAUUCCUUACUUUUCAGAUUAUUUCUGACAAACAACUCAAUAAUUUUAUUUCUAGGUUCAUCUGCAAAAAUGGCGGUCACAAUCAAUGUUCUCGAUGAAAAUGACAAUUCACCAAUUUUUGAAAAAUCUGAAUAUGUUAUCACAAUUGAUGAAGGAAAAGCUGAUAAGCUUCAAGUAACUGCAAAAGAUUCAGACGAUUCGAAAAAUGGAGAAAUUGUUUAUACAAUUCUUAACAAACCUCAAGAUCUUCCAAUUGAUAUUUCAUCCGAAGGUCUUAUUUUUAUUGGAGCAAUUGAUCGAGAGAGUUUGUCAUCAAAAACAUCGGAUAUUUUAUUAACAAUUCAAGCAAAGGAUAAAGGUGAUCCAGCAAGAUCUUCCGAAGCUAAAGUUAUUAUCAAAGUUCGAGAUAUCAAUGAUAAUUCGCCGAUUUUUGAUAACUCGAGAUAUUCAAUAAUUCUUGAUGCAAAUAUUUCACCUGGUGGAGUUUUUGGUAAUAUUCAUGCAGAUGAUUUAGAUGCAACAAGUCCAAAUAAUUAUGUAACAUAUUCAACAGCUGAUAAUCGAUUCAAAAUAAGUGAUAAUGGAGAUAUUGUUUUUGUUGGACCUGGUAUUUUAAGCAAAGAUAAUUAUUUGGAAUUUAAUGUAACUGCAAAAGAUGGAGGAAUUCCGGAAAACACUGCAAUUGCUCAAGUUGUUAUAAAUGAACAUAAAUCGGGUUUGCAAAAUGAAUUAACAACUGAAAUUAAUAGUAAUGAUACAAUGUCAAAAUCUGAAAUCAAAUGGUUAAAUGCUGGAAUGCCGGGAUAUAAUUAUGAAAUUGUAAGAGCAACAGCAAAUGGAUUUGAUGAUAAAGAAGUUGCAAAAUGGAUUGAAAUUGAUAGAAAAUCUGGAAGAAUUCACACAAUUUCUAGAAUUGAUCCUGAUCUUGUCAAACAAAUCAAAUUAUAUAUAAGUAUGAGAAAAGGAAAGCGAGAAGUUCCAGUUGAAUUGAUUAUAAAUGUUGUGGAUACAGAUGAAGUUAUCCCAAGUUAUCCGAAAAAUGUUAUGAAAUUCACUACUACUGAAUCUGUAACAAUUGGCUCAACGAUUGCUGAUUUACAUGUUGAAAAUGUAUCUCCGAAAAUUAGCACAGAGUAAGUUAUAACUUUUUUAUUUUUUUUUUAUUUUACUAACAAAUACUAACAGAUACACACUAACAAUAACAAAAGGUCCAAAGGGAAAACUGAAAAUUAAUCCAGCUGGAAGAAUCAUUUUGGAAAAACAAUUGGAUUAUGAGAAGGAACAAAUUAUUGAAGGAAAGGUUACGGCAAAAGUUCGAGGAAAAAUUGCGAGUGUUCGAUUUGAAAUCAAGAUUCUUGAUGCGAAUGAUAACCGGUACUAACUACUAACUUUUUAAUCAUUUUUUCUUUCAAAAAUUCCAAAAACCAACUCAUCUUUUUCCAGACCGGUCUUCAAAAACGGCUCCAUUUUUUCAAUCUACAUUGAGGAAAGUGCUGUUCUCGGAACACUUCUAGAUCUACCGUAUCCUUUAGCCGUUGAUAAAGAUUCUGGAAAUUUCGCGCUUCUCAAAUAUUCAAUGACUGGAGAUGAAGGUUUUUUCAAAAUCGAUGCAAGUAAUUCAACGAUUCGAUUGGUUGCUCCACUUGAUUAUGAAAAACAACGAGUACAUUCUUUGAGUGUGAAAUGUGUUGAUAAUGAUGGAAAGAUUCCACAUCAUGAGGUUUUUGCAUCGGUGAGUUUAUGGGGAAAAUUUUGGGGAGAAGUAGUUAUGACGUGGCAGAAGCUGAGGGUUUAGGGUUUUCAGUUAUUUUCAAAGGAGUCCAAAAUUUUUAAUUUUCUAAUUUCAGCAUGUUAAAAAUCCCAUCACUUUUGGAUACUGUAACUAUUUUUAUGUUUUUCAAAGUAAAAAAAAAAAUCCUAGAUUAUCGAAAAUGGAAAUUUCUCAAAAAAUGUAUUUUUUUUGUAGAUCACAGUUUAUGUUUUGGAUGUGAAUGACAAUGCUCCAAUAAUUCACAACACUGAUUUAACUCAUCUAAAUGUUGGAGAAGAUGCAACAAUCGGAACUGUUGUUACAGUACUUUUAAUAACUGAUGCGGAUGAAAAUGGAAAACAAAGAUUGAAUGUUGAUAUAAACAGCACUAUGUUCCGAGUUGAUGACACUUUCCGAUUACUCGUUGAUGCGCCUUUAAUCGGUUAUGCUGGACAACGACUUUGCUCAACAUUAACAGUCAAAGAUUCAUCAAUGAAAACAUCAUCUCCAUAUUGUGUAACAGUUUAUCCAGCUAAAAACACUCAUCAUAAUCCACUUGUCAUUUCGCCCAAACAAAACUCGAUUCAUUAUUUUGAUGAGAACAUUGUUUAUGAUGAAUUAUUGCGUGUGAAAGUGUUGGAAGAGGAAAAUGCUGCUGGAAAUGUGACUUUUAAAUUGGAUGAGAUGUUUAAGAAGGAUUGGCAAAUGUUUAAUAUUGAUAAGGAUUUGGGGAUUUUGACUGCCAAACAACCAUUUGAUUUUGAGAAGAAAACUGUGCAUGAGAUCAAGAUUCUAGCGUGUAGAUCGGAGAAUUGUGCAUCAACACAUUUAUUCAUUUCAGUAAAUGAUAGAAAUGAUAAUUGUCCAAUGUUUCCAAAACAAGAUGUUCGAUUAACUGUUGUAGAAAAUGAAAAAGGACGAAGACAAGUUGGCAGAAUUCCAGCUGCUCUUGAUUCCGAUUUCCAUUCUGAUAAUACCAAAGUAUGUUAUACAACAGACACUCCAAUGUUCAUAUUUGAUGAUCCAACACUUCCAAUUCUUUAUACAAAUAGCAGUUUUGAUCGAGAACAUCAAAAACAACAUCAAAUUACAAUCACAGCUUAUGAUUGUCAUUUAUCAUGUCGUGAUCCACAUAAAACUACAAAUGGGACAAUUGUUGCAUUGAUUGAUGUCAUUGAUGUAAAUGAUAAUUUCCCAAAAUUCACACAAAAUAUCUAUACAACAACAAUUGUUCAAGGACAAAGUACUGGACCAAUUAUGACUGUAACUGCAACUGAUUUAGAUGAAGAAAUUGAUGGAUUGAAAUAUCAUAUUCGUGGAUUUAUUCGAACUCCAAGUGGAACAUUUUCAACUCAAGAUUCGCCACUUUCAAUCGAUGAAUUGAGCGGAGAAAUCAGCUCAAAUGAACUUCUCAAAGAACCGUCUUAUCAAUUCAAUGUUGUUGUGACAGAUUCAGCUGGACAUGAAGAUACUUGUAGUGUUAGUAUUUCUGUUGUAACUUAUGCUCAACAAACUGAACUUGUAUUUGAUUCACCGUUUGAUUUGAUUAUGAAGAGUCAGAAAAUUAUCGGAGAGUGAGUUGAGAUUUUUUGUUAAAGUUUUACUGGAUUUUUUUUGUAGAAAACUAUCGAAUGCCACUGGUCUUCAAGCAAUUAUUGAUAAAUGUCGGCAAAAUUCGAAUUUUUCUUUGAUGUUGGUUCAUUUUAUUGAGGAAGAUGGAACUUUUGCGAAUGUGGAUCGAGCUGUCAAGUGAGUUGGGUCUGCCUUUUUGAAAUAAAAUCAGAAAAUUAACAGCUAAUUGCCACGUGGCAUAGGCCACGUAAAUUUUUUGCAAAAAUUGAAUUUUCUAGAUGAUAUUAAGUUAGACCAGAAAAUUACUAGAAUAUUUAGAAUCUUGAAGUUUUUGAUGAAUAUUUUCAAAUUUUCGAAGUGAAAAUUGACACAAAACAACUCUAAACUUUAGAAAAUCUCACUUAUUCCAGUUUGCUGAUGACAUCAAAUUCUGAAUCUCGAAAAGAUCUUCGUUCAACUUUCGGUCUUCGCGAAGCCUUUUCUCCAAUCCCCGUCCAAUCAAAAAUGCCACAAAUAAUAAUCAUGGCAAUUCUAAUAUUCUUCCUAGUCUUCAUAAUUGGUAUGUGUAUUUGGUGUCGUCAACGCAAUAAUUACGAGCGAAAACUUCGACAUAUUUCGGCGCAAGCAUCUACAGUACACACUGUGACAUUAGGUCGACCGAAUCAAAUGACUAAAUCAGCUGUUUAUGGAGAUGUUCCGAUUGUUCGACAUCCACCGCCUCCACCGCCACUCGAAAAUUUACAAUCUACUGAACUCUAG